Musa acuminata subsp. malaccensis (wild Malaysian banana) is the source of this 4421-nucleotide messenger RNA. Its product is annotated as tRNA(adenine(34)) deaminase, chloroplastic-like. Gene Ontology annotation, molecular function: tRNA-specific adenosine deaminase activity. NCBI's taxonomy places the organism in Eukaryota, Viridiplantae, Streptophyta, Magnoliopsida, Zingiberales, Musaceae. Gene Ontology annotation, cellular component: chloroplast. Gene Ontology annotation, biological process: tRNA wobble adenosine to inosine editing. The record is from RefSeq and is a predicted model, not a curated record.
ACCUCUUUCUUAGCUCCCUGGAGAUGACCGUGUCCCUUCGGGUACGGUGACCUUAACUCCGCCGCCCAAGCCGUCGGGUUCCCUCACGGUACGCCCCAUCUUCUAUCUGCCGCAUCGGGCCGCCGCCCCCGUCCCCAUGUACUGCGGCUACGCUUGCGCCACCCUCGCCCUGAGGGCAAAACCGUCCCUUUCCCACUCCCAUCGCCUCUCCCUCCUCGACGACGGAGGCGGCGACGAACUCUUCCUCCGUGGGCUCUCCAUAAACCCUAGGUUCCUGCUCUAUGGCUACUACUUGAGGCAGUCCAGUUUGAUCUACUGGUCGCCUCUGAGAACCUUCCUUGCCGGCCAUGGCGGGAACCACUGCUGCCGGGUGAGCCUCCGCGACGAGGAGCCGUGCGCUCCCAGGAUGUCAGCGAAGCGAGGAGGAUGCACGAAUUGUUGUUGCUGUCGGAGCUCCCAACGGAGGUUUCAAAUGAUCGUGGAGUGCUGCUGUAGAGAAAGCUUCGGCAGCAGGAUGAGGGAAAAUGACGCGGAUCACGAUGAAUUUGACCAUCCGAGGAGGUAUGCGAAGAGGGAGUUUGAAAUUAGGUCGGAUGCUGACGGAACGGUGCGAUCGUUGAGAGCGAGGAGAGAUGGAUCGAGCUCAGUUUGCCCCUCGUGUGGGCAUGAGAAUGGGGCGAGCUGGGGGAGAAAGGUUGGUCGUGAAACAUCACGGAGUUCUACUGACAAGAAGGGUUAUGUUGGCAAGAAAGCCAAUGCUGGGGUGAGAAAGGUUCGAGAAGUGUGGAACGUGGAGGAUGAUGUUGACUAUGAUUCAAGUGAAGAAUCAGAUUAUACGGAGAGGGAUUAUAAUUUGAGGGCCUCAACCUCGGGGAAGGUCUCUAGUAGGAAAACCAAGGGUAGAGAGACCAAAUUAAUUGCUUCAUCUCAUCGAGAAAAAGAGUAUCACCAUUUGGAAGAUGAAGACGAGGUCAAGAAUAGACUGUCGUGGGAAGGAUCUCAAAAGUUUACAAGAAUUUCUGAGAUGGACAACAAUGUGGAUGUGGCUUCCGGUUCAAAGAACAUGGCUGAUCUAAAGGUGGACAUGGACAAGCGUUGCACUUCAUCAGUGAAGCAGCAAGGUGAAGUAGACCAGCAAGUGGUUAAGCGAGAUAAACAGGAACUCAACAAAAGAAUCCAAAGAGGUGCUUCAUGGAGUGUUUCAGCUCACGGUAGGAGUGGUGAAGAUUACCAUCAAAGGAAAAACAUUGUGGGGUUGCAGUCCAGGGAAGGAUCACAGACAUUUGUUACAGUAUCUGAUGUACAUGGGGAUGAUACACUGAUGGCAUCCAGAUCUAAGAACUUUGUUGACAAAAGCAAGGUUGGUAUGGUGGAAAGUUCAUCAUCUACACUGAAGCAGCAGGGCCAAGUAGACAAAAGAGUGGUUAGACAAGCUGAAUUGAGAACUGAUGGCAGUGACGGAUAUGUUCAUAAUGAGGAUCAGGUUGCUACGCAAAGGGAAUCUAGGGAAGGAUCCCAAAAAAUUGUUAGGAUAUCUGAGGUACAUGAGAACAAUGCUGAGAGGAUCUCCAGUGUGGAGAACGUUCAUGACACUGGGAGGAUGGACAAGGAACACUCUUCUACGUCAACCCUGAAGCAGCAUGCUGCAGUAGAUCAGCUAGCAUUUCAAAGCCAUGGAUCGGGAGAACAUUUACAAAAUCUUAGACAGAUGAAAGAGCUUCAUAGUAGCAACUUCCAGUUGGGCUCAAACAUAGAAAGGCGACAUGAGGAAGUGCUGGUGAAAAACAGAGAUGAUAAAUUAGUUUCAGUUCACAUGGCGAGAGAUAAGAAAGGCCAAGUUGACCAAAAGAUUAUCGACAAAAAGACACACGGUGAGCAGUUUGAAAAUUUUCUUGAUGUUUCUAGACUUCAACAAUGUGGGACCGACAAUGCCAGCAGCUCUCAUGGCCUUCUGCAAUCGAGAGUGGAUGAUGAAAACUGUUCUAUGUCAACUGUGAGUUUGGUCCAUCAAGUGGGGAAGCACCAAAACCAGUCAGAAAACCAAUGUACUCAUCAAUCCAGUCUAAGAAGAGAAUCUGGAAAGAACACGAAUGCUUCCGAGUUGUCAAAAAAAGAUAGUGGAAGGAUGUCCACUGCCCAAGUCAUAUACAGAACACACAUGCAAAAUGAGAUUGAUGAUCGUCGAUAUAGUUCAAAAAGAGAGUCAAAACAGGAUUUUGGAAUAUCUGAGUACUCAGCGACUGACAUCCAAAGGGAUUCUGAUUCACAGGAGACAUCUAAUAUGGGAGUAAGAAACCAACUUGAGAGUUCUUCGUUGUUGUUGGUGCAGGAUGAGCAGAAGAGACAUUCACAGCAAACGAAUCAAGAAAUCACUUCCGCUAGAGAUCUGGACAGUGGUUCCAGCUCUCUCUAUACACACAUACAGCAGCCAAAUGACCAUACUAGUCAAGAUGAGAUGUAUUUAGUCAAAAGUGAUGCACUGGAUUCUGCUGGUAGAUUAGAGAGUUCUUCUGCUGUGUUUGUUGAUGAGUUUGUAGACAAGCUAAGGCAGGAGACAUCAAGCUAUAAGAUGUCUUCUGGAACUCAGACAGAAGGAACACGAAGUAAAGACAGUCAAGCAACUACGUCCAUUCAGUCAUGUAGGCUUGAUGCUACAACAAAAGACGAGGAAGAUAAAUAUAAACAAGAAGGUUCAAGGAGAUCUUCAUCUAGAUAUGGAACAGGAGGGCCAUCUGAUGAGAUGUGGAAUGUUAGAAGUCCAACUUCUCAGGAAUAUAAUAGGACAGAAGAACCUGGAGUAGAUGGUUUAUCUGCCAGAGUUGCAGAUUCUACAAACACUGCCCCAACUCUAGAAAGUACUGUUGCUCGAAGAUCCUCCAAGUCCUUGUGGGCUCACAUAGCAGACAUAAUACGAAUGGGUUGGGCUAAUCGUGCUGAAUCUCAUACUUCAAUGCAAAAAUCAGGCAAGAGAAGCUCCUCUGAAGGCAGUGAGGCUUGGUUUUCUGGUCAAGAUGCCAGUGAUGAUGAGAACAAUGUGAAUGGAAGAAGCAGUGCUUUAAAACAGUUAUUGCCAGUUGGAGACCCUACUGAUCAAGUCCAUGAGACACAUUCUAGUAUUUCUCAAGGAAGUUUAAAAGCGCUGGAUGUUAUAGCCAUGCAGUUGGGAAGCAGUGCAUCUUCCUCGUUGGGAAUCAAAGGAGAUUAUACAUCCACCAGUGCUUCCACUGAUUUGAGACCAGAAGAGGUAACAUUGAUUGAGAAUGAAAAGGGAACAGAAGGUCUACCUUCUAGUGCAAUAGCAGUUGACCAAUCACUGACUGGUGUUGCACCUUCAGUUACCAUCGAUGAAGGUAUAGCUUACACAGGAAAUCUUGCAAUACCUGUAUCUGGCUACAUGAAAUUGGAAGAAGAUACCAUAAGAAAGGAGCCAACUGAAGCUGACAAGACUGCAGGGAUGGAUGGGGAAUUGAAAAAUAGGAAACUUCAAAGGAAUAAACAAGUAUUAAGAGAAACAUUUGAAGAGUGGGAAGAAGCAUAUAGGCUUGAAAGUGAACAGAGAAAAACAGAUGAGUUUUUUAUGAGGGAAGCUCUGGUGGAAGCUCAGAAAGCUGCAGACAUCUGGGAGGUACCAGUUGGGGCUGUAUUAGUACAGAAUGGAAAGAUAAUUGCUCGUGGCUACAAUCUAGUGGAAGAAACAAGAGAUGCAACUGCACAUGCUGAAAUGAUUUGUAUACGUGAAGCAUCUAAUCUUCUUCGGACCUGGCGCCUUGCUGAAACAACGCUUUAUGUGACGCUUGAACCUUGUCCCAUGUGUGCUGGAGCAAUCCUCCAGGCUAGAAUUGAUACUGUAGUAUGGGGUGCUCCCAACAAGCUACUAGGAGCUGAUGGCAGCUGGGUGAGGCUAUUUCCUGGUGAUAAUGGAGUAAGCAAUAGCUCCGAUCCAUCAAACCAAAAGGCAGGUCCUGUUCACCCCUUCCACCCAGAUAUAAGAAUAAGGCGUGGGGUCCUAACGACCGAGUGCUCAGAAGUCCUGCAACAGUUCUUCCAACUCAGAAGGAAGAAGAAGAAGCAAGACUCACCUCCACAAUCAUGUCUGCCGGUACCAAACCGCCCAACGAAGUUGUUUGCCAAGAUGCAUAACAUCUUCUCCAUAAUGUUUCGCUUGUAGCAUAUUUCUUAUCAACAAGUCUCCUGUGUUUGUACAAUAUACUCCUGCAGAAGAGAGCUUCGAUGCAUAUGAAAUGGUUUUUCUUGUCGAGAAGUUGGUUGUGCUUGUACAAUAUAAUCCUGCAGAAAGAGAGCUUUGUUUCGAUGCUCUCCUCGGGUUAUCACAGCUUGGUGACCGAAAACUUGUAUCUCAUGCAUGCAUUUGUAAAAAUGUAAUCUGUACUCCUCUUGUUUAGUAAUACAACACAGGUGAA